Molecule: messenger RNA, 353 nt
Organism: Paramuricea clavata
Lineage: Eukaryota; Metazoa; Cnidaria; Anthozoa; Malacalcyonacea; Plexauridae
Source: the annotation of a GenBank genome assembly
AUGGCAGAUAUUGAUUCCAAACCAUUACAUCCAAAAAAUAAAAUCCUCCUCUACAGUCGAUAUCUUCUGUCCAAAUUAUCCUGGCAUUUUACAGUUUCUAGCGUAUCGAAAACGUGGGUCACCGAAAACAUUGAUUCCAAAGUCAACAGUUAUAUCCGUAAAUGGCUUGAUAUACCUAUAUCUGGAACGCUAAGCACUGUUUUCCUAACCCGCAACAAGUUUGGCCUCAGUAUUUGUCCCCCAUCUGUCAAAUUUAUUCAAUGUCAAACUGUUCUCCGUAAAGCCCUAAAAACAUCCCCAAACGAAGCAAUUAACGAUCUUUGGAAAGCAACUAGCAACAGCAAAAAUAUUCA